This is a messenger RNA of Ilex paraguariensis (yerba mate), 582 nucleotides long. NCBI's taxonomy places the organism in Eukaryota, Viridiplantae, Streptophyta, Magnoliopsida, Aquifoliales, Aquifoliaceae. The record is from the annotation of a GenBank genome assembly.
AUGUAUGAACUUCGACUUGAAAAAGAAAUAGGAAAGGAGAUAGUGAAAAAGUGUGGCUGCAUUCCGUUAGCAAUCAAGGCCAUAGCAGAGGACCACGAAAUAAACACUGAGCAGUUGGUUCGCUCUUUGCUGGUGGGGGUUGGCCAUGGUAAAGUCUCUCAGGUUUUGGACCUCUCGCAUAUUAAGCUGGACAAAAUUACUAUAAGGGAUCUAUGGCAUUGGAUCACUUCCCAGAAACACCUAGCUUACUUAAACCUUCGCAAUGUUACAAAAUUGGUUGAACUGCCAGACUCGAUUGGAAAGAUAUGGGGCCUCCAUAUUUUGAUCCUUGGUGAAUGCAAGAACCUAAAAAAGUUGUCUGCAUUGAUAACAAGUAUUCCAAAAUUAACGGUUUUGGAUAUGGGGAAUUGUCCAUUACUCCAGUGCCUGCCCCAGGGACUUUUAAGACUUUCCAAUCUUCAAGAGCUGUAUGGUUUCAAAAUAACUAGUUUGACAGAUGUAGAAGGUUGUCAUCUUGGUGAGCCUAGGGGUCUGUCCAGCCUUCUGGUGAUGCAAAUGGAGAUAAAAGAAGAAAUCCACUAG